This is a messenger RNA of Erigeron canadensis, 3020 nucleotides long. RefSeq lists its product as uncharacterized. The coding region runs from base 1818 to 2840 and encodes 340 amino acids. Gene Ontology annotation, molecular function: ADP binding; ATP binding; proton-transporting ATP synthase activity, rotational mechanism. Gene Ontology annotation, biological process: proton motive force-driven ATP synthesis; proton transmembrane transport. The record is from RefSeq and is a predicted model, not a curated record. The transcript has a single exon. Lineage: Eukaryota; Viridiplantae; Streptophyta; Magnoliopsida; Asterales; Asteraceae.
CGCCAAAUUACGUCAGUAAAAAGUUUAUGAAGACAAAUGUGAAAGUGUUCAAUGCCAGACAAGAAAAGAAGAGUGAAAUAGAUAAGGAAAGAGGCAGAUAAGAAUGAAAUAGAUCUCUCCGUUCUUGCUCUUCCUGUAUCCGGGUAGAGAGAGACAUUGAAUGUAGGGCCUCCCCAAGACCGAGGUUAUGUCACUACCGGACACUAAGAUGCAGAGGUUGAAUCAUUCUUCUCGAUCAGAAAAGCCCAUUCGCCUAGCAAGAGGUUAUGUAAUAAAAGACCGGAGAGAGAGUUAGAAUCCGUGCUCUAAACCUACAGUCAACUAGCUACUUGCCUCAAUUGUCUCCUGAGAGAAGCGUGCCCCCAUACCGACUACCAAAGGGAUUCUUAAACGUCCCUCCAUUCCUGACGAGAGAGCUCAAGUCUGAUCCACCAUCUCGAAAUGGAGACUAUGAGAAAGCAACCCACCUUAUCCAGCUAGCAAGGGAAGAGAGGCUCGUUCCAUGUUAGCAGCUAAGGAGCUACUCUAGAGUUCCGGGAAAGAAAGAUCUAUUCACUCUCCCUACAAAAGAAGUUCGCUAGGCCCUUACUUCGACAAUUCAAUUUGAUAGAUAGUAGGAAGAAGAGACCUCUUUCUUGUUCGAGGAAUUGCUUCAAGGGAAGAAAAGGAAGCUAGCUAUUGAGUUUCCGGGCAUUAAUAAGAUGUCGUUAGACCGAAUUCGAGACAUUUAUUAUAGCGACUUCUGAUAGCAAUUCACUAGUGCCAAGGAGCGGGUAUCGAGAAUCAAUAGGGGAACAGUUAGAAUAGGGGAAGAAAUCCGCCUAGACUGGAGGGUUCUGCCAUCGAGUUCAUCUCGGUUCUUGUUUGAGAUUCUAGUAGCGACUGCUGUACUUUCCAUUCCUAUCCAAUGAUUGCUUCUUUGAUGCACAGAUAACUCGCUUUCCGGCUAAGAAAGACUGAGACUCUCUAGCUACUAUAACAACAACUGAGCUAUGGUCCUCUUUUUACGGAACCUUCUAUGAAACAGUUUAGCUUUCUUUCCCUUACCCUGUAUGGAUGCCGGGGACUACCGUAACGCUUUGGCCUACGCCUGCUCCAUACCUUGGUUUGCUUAGCUUCCAGUACUCCCUUUUGGUUCAUCUGCUUUAGGCUUAUCAUCUUCUUUCUCUUCCUUCAUAUCUUCUCUUUCAAUGGUAUUCUAUCACACCAUCUCUUGCAAACACUGGAAGGAGGGUAUGCUUCACCGACCUCGUUUAACACCGUCCUCUGCUUUCAACGGCUGAGUGGACGAAAGCGGCGGGUUACGUACGGGUGACGAACCGAGUCAGUAAAAAAAGAAGAGUAGCCUUUCAUCCCCUUUGUGCAAGGCUUUCUGUUAUAUUCCUACAAAUGUGAUCUCCAUUACUGAUGGAUAAAUCUGUUUGGAAACAGAGCUCUGAAAUUCCAUUCAGGUCCUUAGUUACAGUCGAAUCGCGAGCAAAGCUCGACACUGCUAGCGAAGCUCUACGACAGAGCAUUUCCAUUAUUUCAAUUAUAGAACCAACCGCCCUCUCUCUUUCCGGCUUAGCCUACCGCUCCGUGGGCUUCUAUCCCCCUGGUGUACGAAAGCAGCGAAGGAAGAGGCGGGCGCGCUAGACCCCUCUCUUCUAGCCGAAGUUCUCACGGAUUUACAACUUCCCUGUCCAAUUAUCAGUUGGUACUGGGAGGGAGCCUUCCGCUCUAUACUGUUAAGUACACGGAUUCAUUUUGUAGCGGAAAUAGAGCUCUUUGAAAUUGAAAGCGGUAUUCCCCUUAUAUAUUAUAGCCUAAAUAGAAUCAUGGAAUUCUCUCCGAGAGCUGCUGAACUAACGACUCUAUUAGAAAGUAGAAUUAGCAACUUUUACACGAAUUUUCAAGUGGAUGAGAUUGGUCGAGUGGUCUCAGUUGGAGAUGGGAUUGCACGUGUUUAUGGGUUGAACGAGAUUCAAGUUGGGGAAAUGGUUGAAUUUGCCAGCGGUGUGAAAGGAAUAGCCUUGAAUCUUGAGAAUGAGAAUGUAGGGAUUGUUGUCUUUGGUAGUGAUACUGCUAUUAAAGAAGGAGAUCUUGUCAAGCGCACUGGCUCUAUUGUGGAUGUCCCUGCGGGAAAGGCUAUGCUAGGGCGGCUGGUCGUACCGGCCAACACGUCUCUGCGUGAUGUAGUAACAUCCGCAUCCCCUAGUUGGGCUGUACCUUCCUCACGUGUGGCGAGGCGGAAUCGUUUCGGGGAGUGCUGGGCGGCACUCUCUGUGGCGUUAGCAGUCGUAGUUAGCUUUGCUAUGAUAGGGGAUAUCCUUCUCAAUCCUGUCAUAGCCUGGUGUGACGCGCGGGGCGCCUCCCCCCCACUUAGUCCACCAGGGCAGGCUCUUCCUCUUCCCGAGGCACCGCCUACCCCGGGACCCGAGCCCGUGGGAGUCCCCGAAUUACCGCACCCUCUACUCCCGGAUGAGGAGAGAAAUGGAAUCCUUACCCAGGGGUACUUCUCUCUAAUCUCUAAUGAAGAGAUAUUAGGGAUCUCUCGGGCCUUCUCGAACCAUGACGGGGGGGACGUCAACCUCCGGCGUAUGGUCUCCACUAUCAACGCUCAAUUGAUAGUGGAGCGCUCUGUGGAGGCUGCCCUGGUGCAGGAUGGGUAUAGCCCCGCUUUCAUUAUGCAACGGUACCCCGAAAUCCGGGACGUCCUGCAUGUUCCACAAGGACGUCUUUUGAGUGUACGGACUUAUGAGUCGUACGUCACUCAAAUUACGGAACGUGGUACCCGGGAGAGCUUGCCGUAUCGGCGCGUUCUGCAAGCAAUUGCACGCAACGUAUGGAACGCACGGUAAGGGGGCCUUACUACUUCUUCAUUCAGGGGGGGGGGAGACUAGCCUCAUUACUUCCCACUGGGCGAGAGGUGCACCCAACCCACUCAUCAAUCACGGUGUUCAGCUGACUUGCACUGAUAGACCCCUAUUGUAUUGGAAUUAGGCGCCAAUCUUUUGACUGUUGUCAACUAAUCUCUUCAA